Messenger RNA from Symbiodinium sp. CCMP2592, 2154 nucleotides. Lineage: Eukaryota; Dinophyceae; Suessiales; Symbiodiniaceae. The record is from the annotation of a GenBank genome assembly.
AUGUUCGCCAAAGUGCGACUUCCGGGACUCUUUCGGCCAUCGCCGUGGGGCAGGUGGUGGCGGCGGCAUCCGAGAUUUGCGCACCUCGCCUUGGUAAGGGAGCCCCCUUCCUCCUACUGGACCAUCCCACGGGAGUAUGCCGAUCUCCUGGAAAGGUUUAUGGACGGCAAGCUGGAGACCAGCUCCGAGGAUCCGUCGCUCGAAGACUUCGACGCCGGCUUCCGAGAGCAGCGAAGGGCCUUCUGGAGUCAGACGAGAGCCUGGGCCAAACAGCGCUUGGGGAAGCUGGGCAAAGACUGCCCCCAGGCGGAGCGGCGCACGGCGAAGUUGCACGAAAGCCUCUGGGUGGAGGAGCUCAGUGUGGCCGUGGAGCUUCAUCGCUGUGAGGUCCUCACCGGAACGCUGCCUCCGCUCGGCGAUGGGCUUUUCCGGCUGGACAUCAGUGAGAUCCACGAUCGCGACCCGGCGCUGGUCCAAAGCCUCUUGAAAGGCGUGGUGGUGACCAUCCACGCCCAGGACCAGUCCUUCAAUGCCUCGGUACAGCCGGGAAGUGACUCCGGGAGGCUGAUUCUCUCAGCCAAGCCCGAGCUGGCCCACGCCGAGGGGCCGUACAAGGUGCGAUUCAAGCCCCACCGCUUUACGCAGACCGCCAUGCAUCGCGCCCUGGAGUCGCGGAGAGCGCGACAGGUGCUUGGCGAAGAUCCCGGCGAGGAAGCCACAAACGUUGCACCAGAUGCACAGCACGCGACCGCCGCAGAGCGCUCGCUGCCCUCAGCAUUGAAUUCCGUGCAGCGCCGCGCGCUGGCCGCGGCGAUGACCUCGAUCAGCCGUCUCCCAGUUGUGAUCUGGGGCCCGCCGGGGACUGGGAAGAGCACGCUGGCGGCGUAUCUGAUCUGGCAGUUGGCGCAGCUACCCAACAAGCAGGUGCUUGCAGCGGCUCCAUCCAACACCGGUGCAGAUGUGCUCUGCGCCAAGCUGGCAAAGCUGGGCAUGGACCCGAGCCGCAUGCUGCGACUGAACGCGCUGGGCCGGAAUCAAGCCACCGUGCCCGAGGAGGUUCGCGAGUUCUGUUUCACUGCCGCCCGCUCUGACGGCCAUCGCGGCUUUGCAGUGCCCCCGUUGGACCAGCUGCAAGCCUACCGAGUCAUCAUUUGCACCUGCACCUGCGCUGCGCACAUCGCCAACGUCGCGAACAGGGCGGGGGUGUCUGGAUGGUUCUCCCACGUGCUCGUCGACGAGGCGGGCGAGGCCACGGAGCCAGAGACUUUAGUGCCCCUGCAGCUUGUAAAAGACACGGGCCAGGUCUUCCUCUUGGGCGAUCAUUUUCAACUUGGUCCACUCGUGCUUUCCUCGCUGGCCGUUCGCCUGGGGAAGCUGGACGAGUCCAUGAUCGAGCGCCUUGCGAACGAGCGCUUCCGCGCUGCCCAAUCAGGCAUCCUGGGAAGGGGCUGGGGAUUGUCAGUGAAUGCAUUGCAAAUCCUGACGACGCUUGUGGUCUUGGUGGUCUCCACCAUCGCCCCUGUUGUGGCCACGGCUUACUGGGUGCCAAUGUACACCAUGGAGGAUACCUUCUUCCUCUCGGUCAACUGCAUGUCAGCUAAUCUUCGGUAUCCUGGACUUGUCCUCAUGAAGAUGGGCUCCGCUUCCCGAGCCGUCGCUCUGACGCUGCUCUUCCUCCCGCUCGUGGCGGAGGCCGACGUCAAUGGCACCGCUCUGUCGACGACGGCAGAUGAGCUGACAGUGAAGCAGGCGAAUCUGCGCCAGCAGGUCAAGGCACGCCUCCGAGAGGCCGACGUCAAUGGCACCGCUCUUGCGGCGGCGGAUGAGAACCCAGUGAAGCAGGCGAUCCUGCGCCAGCUGGCCAAGGUUCAGGUAGAUGAAAACAUCGAGUCCGACCAAGUCUGCUGGGUCUCUCGGCACUCCUUGUGGGACUGCGGUCUCGAAUGCUAUGCUUCGAGCUCCCAUGAGUGGCGGCCCUGUGCGAGCAAGUGCGCAAAGCUCCAGCACCUGGGCGCGCACUGUAACUACUGCCUUGCCGAGCUGGUCCACUGCGUGCUCCUGCAGUGCGUCUCACCAUGCGCCGUCAGCACGCACUCUUCCUCCUGCGAAGGAUGCAUUCUUGGAGGUUGCAAUGCCAAAUGCUGGAAUCCGUAG